Messenger RNA from Puntigrus tetrazona (Sumatra barb), 615 nucleotides. RefSeq names its product metabotropic glutamate receptor 8-like. The transcript is spliced from 3 exons. The record is from RefSeq and is a predicted model, not a curated record. Gene Ontology annotation, molecular function: G protein-coupled receptor activity. Gene Ontology annotation, cellular component: membrane. Gene Ontology annotation, biological process: G protein-coupled receptor signaling pathway. Bases 29 to 262 code for a protein of 77 amino acids. NCBI's taxonomy places the organism in Eukaryota, Metazoa, Chordata, Actinopteri, Cypriniformes, Cyprinidae.
GAGCCUGAGUGCGUCCGUGUCUCUGGGGAUGCUCUACAUGCCCAAAGUCUACAUCAUUAUCAUGCACCCAGAGCAGAACGUGCCCAAACGCAAGCGCAGCUUCAAGGCCAUCGUCACCGCUGCCACCAUGACAAACAAGCUCAGCCAGCUGGCCAGCGAACGGCCCAAUGGAGAGGUGAAAACCGAGCUCUGUGAAAGCGUGGACAAUAGCACACCGUCCACAAAAACAACCUACGCCAGCUACACCAAUCAUGCCAUAUGAGCGCGCAUCCUGAAAACGGUUUGGCAUGGACCUGGCUGGCUCCGACAAAACAGGAUCCAAUGACUGAAAACCAAGCAUGAGACAUCAGUGUUGUUUGUGGACAAGAGGAUGGACUCUUGGACUUUUUUUUUUUUUUUUCUGGAUAUUUUAUAAGAAAGCCUAGGCGGCCAUCCAAAAAAAAAAAAAAAAAAAAAAAGAGGAGACAAAGCUGUCAUUUACGUGGGCAGCCCAUAAAAUGAGACACUGGAAAAAGGUGUCAGACCUGCAUUGGAAAAUGCGUUUGUCUCUUGUAUUGGCUACUCUGGUCUAUAACCUCGGGUUGUGAGUGUGCAAAUGCCAUGGUUGAAGCAUGC